Messenger RNA from Brenthis ino (lesser marbled fritillary), 1572 nucleotides. The record is from the annotation of a GenBank genome assembly. NCBI's taxonomy places the organism in Eukaryota, Metazoa, Arthropoda, Insecta, Lepidoptera, Nymphalidae.
AUGAAAAUACGUUUUGAAGUGCCCAAUAAAUUAGAAAUCAUUUUUGGAAAAGAUAAAGCGGAGUGCGAUGGAUGCGGCAGCGACAGCGAGGAAGGGCGCAGCGUGGGCGAGCUGCUCCUGCCGCAGUACGCGCUGGCUACGGGCGGGCUGGCGCGCGACCACCGCCCUCUCAUCACGUUCCCCGAUAACAACAACUUCCACGUACUCUCCGCCGCCGAAUACCGCCGCCUUCUACUCUACCUCACUUCUGUGCCCUCUUUAUUAGAAGCUGAAAUGGGCUUCCAUAUUAUAAUAGAUCGAAGAAAAGAUAGAUGGAAUUCCGUUAAAACAGCUUUACUUCGAAUAUCAGAAUUUUUCCCGGGUAUAAUUCACGCAGUAUACGUGUUACGACCAGCAAGCUUCCUCCAAAAAGCCUUAUCGGAAGUAAGCAGUAAACUGUUUAAAGAGGAAUUUCGAUUCCGAGUGCUAGUGUGUUCGUGUGUCGACGAGUUGUAUGAACACUUCGACAGAUCGCAACUUACUCCCGAUCUAGGCGGAGAACUUCAAUAUUCACAUUCUGAGUGGAUACAACAGCGAAUUGCUUUAGAGAAGUUUUCAACAUUGAUGAAAGAGAUAUCGAGUAAACUGGAUGAAUUUAUGCACGAAAUAGUGGAUUGCGAUAUGGGAAACGAUCCUACACAAACCAAAGAAUUAUUAGACUGUCAAGAAUCUAGAUAUAAAGCUUUAAAAACUGAAUUGUCGUCAGCGACAUCUCAAGGGGAGGAGUUGCUGACACAAGUUCGAAAACCAAACCUUACUUAUAAUAUUAUUAGCCAUGUAGCUGCUGUUGAAAGGUUGCUUGUUCAACUAGACGAGACUGAGAAACAAUUUGAUAACUUUUGGCAAAAACAUUCGAUGAAGUUAAAUCACUGGCUGAAAUUUCGAACAUUUUUAUUAAACUUUAAACAGAUGCAGGCUACUUUAGAUAGCCAUCUAAAGACUGCGUGCGACAUGACUGAAGUUGGGGAGACGGCAAAUAGAGUGGACAGUCUUAUACAAGAAGCGAACGAGUUCGAAAAAUUGUGCAACUGUGAUCUUGACUCUGCUUCAACGGUUAUUGAAGAAGGAGAGAAAUUAAUGAGCGACCCACUUAGCUCCGUUGAUCACAUAGAAUCAAAAUGCGAAGAGUUGAGACGAACGAGUUCACUACUGAUGGAGAAAAUACAAAAACGAAAUUUGCUACUAACCAAAGCUAGAGAAUUAAUGGAUAGAAUAGACAAGGCAAACGACUGGUGUACAACCGGGGUAGAAAUCUUGGCCGGAGAGGGAGGGCUCAUAGCGGUGGACAAGCUUCUAGAAGAUGCGAAGAGUUUCGGUCUCGCCGCGCCCGAGCAGUUCCGCGACAUGCUGCUGCAGUCAGCCACGCAGGAGACCCGCGCUUUAGUCACGCAGGUGUGCCAGCGCGUGGAGGACGUGUGGCUGAUGGUGUCGGUGAAGCGCGCGACGCUGGUGCGCGCGGCGGCGCGGCCCGCGCGCCCCGUGCAGACCGUGCCGCCACACUGCGCCGCGCCACCGCCUAGCAACCAGAAUUGG